AUCUCGAAGGCAUUCAAGCAAGGUGAUGCAAAGAAGAAAGAAGAUGCAAUUGUACAUAAGGAUUUAGAUUCAUCAAACUCGAUUAAAAUAGAUAAAGAUCCUAAGGGUUUCAAGUUAACAUUGCUUCCAUUCUCAAUAGAGAAUUCAUGGUUCCUUACGGCUUCUAUUCUUAAAAUAUUAUGUUCUAUCAUGAAGAGGUAUGCAAUAGAGCAAGAUUUUACAAAUAAGAAGGGGAAUUUGAAAGAUCACAAGGUUUUUACUUGUAGAUUGAUAGAUAGGUCUUUGUGCCUAACUAUGCUCGAGGGCUUUUACCAUGAAGUCGAAAUACUAUCCCGGGUUUUAAGAUAUGAUGAUAGCUUUUAUCAUCAACAAAUACUGGACAACAAAACCAGCAGUGCAUCUGGCCAGGGGCGUGAAUUCCAAGGGAAAAAAAGUGACAGUGCCUUUUUUCACUUAAACAAAGCUUAUUUACAGACAAUCAACACUGUCUCAGCAAUGAAAAACUAUGAUAUAGGCACAUCUAAGAAGAGAAUCCAUGAAGAAGAAGAAGCUGUAGCACUAGAAGAGCUUGCUAGAAUUACACAUGUUCUGCCAGAUCCUAUCAUUCACCACAUCCUUUCUUUUUUACCGACCAAGGAUGUUGUUCGAUUGCAAAUCUUGUCAAGAAGUGGGGGUCUGUCUGCCUAA
Messenger RNA from Dovyalis caffra, 687 nucleotides. Lineage: Eukaryota; Viridiplantae; Streptophyta; Magnoliopsida; Malpighiales; Salicaceae. The record is from the annotation of a GenBank genome assembly.